GCAGGACAGUGCUCGCUAUUCUAGGGGUAUAAAAGAGAACCACUCCACUCGGUAGGCAUCAGUUUCAGUUUCCUUUUGGAUCGAUAACAACCUCAACGUAGCACGAUGGCACCGAAAACCAGCGGAAAGGCCGCCAAGAAAUCCGGCAAGGCCCAGAAGAACAUUGUCAAGGGUGACAAGAAGAAGAAGAAGCAGCGCAGGAAGGAAAGCUACGCUAUCUACAUCUACAAGGUGUUGAAGCAAGUCCACCCGGACACUGGCGUCUCGUCGAAGGCUAUGAGCAUCAUGAACAGCUUCGUCAACGACAUCUUCGAACGCAUUGCCGCCGAAGCCUCCCGUCUGGCUCACUACAACAAGCGCUCGACUAUCACCUCUCGCGAAAUUCAGACCGCCGUCCGUCUUCUGCUCCCAGGAGAGUUGGCCAAGCACGCCGUUUCCGAAGGCACCAAGGCCGUCACCAAGUACACCAGCUCCAAGUAAAUGACGACCAGUACCGGAUAAUCGCAUCAAAACCAAAAGGCCCUUUUCAGGGCCACUAUACCAUUCCAAAAAAGAGUUAAUUUUGAAAUAAUGACCCUUCGAACCGACUUGCGACACUUACGACCCAUUCAGGGACGUACCCUACACACAUUUUUUGCUGCACAUGAGUGGAACAAACCAACCCUGAGCAAGCUUUGGCUUAGCAAACUGCUGUUCAGCUAGUUCUGUUUCUCGGGUGCU
Molecule: messenger RNA, 720 nt
Organism: Aedes albopictus (Asian tiger mosquito)
Lineage: Eukaryota; Metazoa; Arthropoda; Insecta; Diptera; Culicidae
Product: histone H2B
Exons: 1
Coding region: 106-480 (124 amino acids)
Cellular component (GO): nucleosome
Molecular function (GO): protein heterodimerization activity; structural constituent of chromatin; DNA binding
Source: RefSeq, a predicted model, not a curated record